Molecule: messenger RNA, 7030 nt
Organism: Onychomys torridus (southern grasshopper mouse)
Lineage: Eukaryota; Metazoa; Chordata; Mammalia; Rodentia; Cricetidae
Gene: Rasal2
Product: RAS protein activator like 2
Exons: 17
Coding region: 849-4370 (1173 amino acids)
Biological process (GO): regulation of GTPase activity
Source: RefSeq, a predicted model, not a curated record
UGCACGCACCCUUUCUUUCUUCCAAAGAAAGACAGAGCUAUUGACUAGAUGCCCAGAAUUGCCCCCAAGUUCCGACCACCCGCUCGAAUUCUUAUGAAGUGGAUUUGUAAUAUCCUUAAUGUUGCUGUUGGCAGUCUGUUACAGAUUCCAUUAUUGUCGAUCAAUGCAGUCGCCAUGUGAGGUGGGGGGAGGAAAGCAGGAGGAGAAGAAAAGGAGAGAUGAGAGCUUCCUAUUCACGGAUUUGUCAACCUGCCUCUGCUCACAGGAAAUCCUCCUGCUGAAACAGCUAAGGCAGGAAAGGCUAGGGAGCUGCAGUUCUGACUGAAAGGAAAUCUGAAAACCUUUCUCCCCAGAACAAAACAAAACGCUGAGUUUGUUCUUGCAUCUUUGUUUUUGUUGAUGGUGUGCUUUACCUAGCUGAUUAGCUAUUGUGCUAUCUGGUUAUCGAAGCUGCUUCCAGUGUAGGACACCCCCCCCCCCCUUCCCUUUCUUUUUCUUUGAGUGUCUAUUCUUUAUUUCCCCAUGCUUUCUCCUGUCAUUAAACACACAUCAUUAUUCAAUUUUAUUCUGGCAUUCUCUUUCAGGCUAAAGCUUAACAAAAAGAGUCAGAGAGCAAAUCUCUCUUUCCACUCUCCUACCAGCCUCUUUUAACCCUCUCUAUUCCCCUCAGUCUCCCACCCCCACUGUUGUGUUAGAUUGAUGCCACAGAGACAGAAUUCAGAGUGGAAGGAGGAUCACAUUUUCUCUUCCAUCCUUACAGCUUAGCCUUCAAUUUAAGUAUUGAGCCCCAAGAAUUUAGUCUCUGUAUCCCUCGCUUGCCGCUUCAUCAUUCAGUAAUUGGACUCUGUAUGGAAAAGUUUUCUGGCUGGAGGAUGAGUCUCCUUUCUCCUGGUGAUGUGGUGGAGUGGUUGGAUAGUAGCACCGAAGAGGAGAAGAGCCUUCUGUCAUUUCUGGAGGUGCCAGCAGAAAGGUCCCCCCGCAGACGGAGCAUCUCAGGGACCAGCACAUCAGAGAAACCCAACUCCAUGGACACUGCAAAUACCUCCCCUUUCAAAGUACCAGGAUUCUUCAGCAAGCGCCUGAAAGGUUCCAUCAAGAGGACUAAAAGCCAGUCAAAGCUUGACAGAAACACAAGCUUUCGACUUCCAUCCCUUCGCAAUGCAGAUGACAGGUCUCGUGGUCUGCCCAAACUGAAAGAGUCUCGUUCACAUGAGUCCCUGCUGAGCCCCUGCAGUGCUGUGGAAUGUCUGGAUCUUGGUAGAGGGGAACCAGUGUCAGUGAAACCACUCCAUAGUAGCAUCCUUGGACAGGACUUCUGCUUUGAGGUCACCUACUUAAGUGGGAGUAAAUGCUUUAGCUGUAACUCUGCCUCAGAGAGAGACAAGUGGAUGGAGAACCUUCGAAGGACAGUUCAGCCAAGCAAGGACAAUUGUCGGCGAGCGGAAAAUGUCCUCCGUUUAUGGAUCAUUGAAGCCAAGGACCUUGCCCCUAAAAAAAAAUAUUUCUGCGAACUGUGCCUUGAUGAUACCCUCUUUGCUCGUACAACCAGCAAGACCAAAGCAGACAAUAUUUUUUGGGGUGAACAUUUUGAAUUCUAUAGCCUUCCACCUCUUCAUAGCAUCACAGUUCACAUUUAUAAGGAUGUGGAAAAAAAGAAAAAAAAGGACAAGAAUAAUUAUGUAGGGCUAGUCAACAUCCCCACUGCCAGUGUGACUGGUCGCCAGUUUGUAGAAAAGUGGUACCCAGUGAGUACACCCACACCCAACAAAGGAAAGACAGGAGGACCUUCUAUUCGGAUUAAGUCACGUUUCCAAACUAUCACCAUUCUGCCUAUGGAGCAAUACAAAGAAUUUGCAGAAUUCAUCACCAGCAACUACACCAUGCUGUGUUCUGUUCUUGAGCCAGUAAUUAGUGUGAGGAAUAAAGAGGAGUUGGCUUGUGCCUUAGUACACAUUCUUCAGAGUACUGGCAGAGCCAAGGAUUUUCUGACUGACUUGGUGAUGUCUGAGGUAGAUCGUUGUGGAGAGCAUGAUGUCUUGAUCUUCAGAGAAAACACCAUUGCCACUAAAUCCAUUGAGGAAUACCUCAAGUUGGUGGGACAACAGUACCUCCAUGAUGCACUGGGGGAGUUCAUCAAAGCCUUGUAUGAAUCGGAUGAGAACUGUGAAGUGGAUCCCAGCAAGUGUUCUUCUAGUGAACUGAUAGACCACCAGAGCAACCUGAAAAUGUGCUGUGAGUUGGCUUUCUGCAAGAUCAUCAACUCAUACUGUGUCUUCCCUCGUGAGUUGAAAGAAGUGUUUGCAUCAUGGAAGCAGCAGUGCCUGAACCGAGGCAAGCAAGACAUCAGUGAGCGGCUCAUCAGUGCCUCACUGUUUCUCCGCUUCCUUUGCCCAGCCAUCAUGUCUCCCAGUCUUUUCAGCCUGAUGCAGGAGUAUCCUGAUGACCGCACAUCUCGGACUCUAACUCUUAUUGCCAAGGUCAUUCAGAACCUGGCCAACUUUGCCAAGUUUGGUAACAAAGAGGAAUACAUGGCAUUCAUGAAUGAUUUUUUAGAACAUGAAUGGGGUGGAAUGAAGCGGUUCCUUUUGGAGAUCUCUAAUCCAGACACCAUCUCAAACACUCCAGGCUUUGAUGGUUACAUUGAUCUGGGCAGAGAGCUGUCAGUUUUGCAUUCCUUACUGUGGGAAGUAGUUUCCCAACUUGAUAAGGGUGAAAAUUCCUUCCUACAGGCAACUGUGGCAAAAUUGGGGCCUCUCCCUCGUGUACUUGCUGAUAUCACCAAGUCCCUGACUAAUCCUACACCAAUACAACAACAGCUGAGACGCUUUGCUGAGCAUAGCUCCAGUCCAAAUGUCAGUGGAAGCCUCUCCUCUGGGCUGCAGAAAAUAUUUGAAGACCCCACUGACAGUGAUUUGCAUAAACUGAAAUCUCCAAGCCAGGAGAACACAGACAGCUAUUUCAGAGGGAAAACGCUAUUGUUGGUUCAGCAAGCCUCCUCCCAGAGCAUGACUUACUCUGAAAAGGAUGAAAAGGAAAGCAGCCUUCCUAACGGUCGGAGCAUCUCCCUCAUGGACCUCCAGGACACUCAUGCUGCUCAGGUGGAGCAUGCAUCUGUCAUGCUUGAUGUGCCUAUGCGCCUUGCAGGGAGCCAGCUGUCUAUAACCCAGGUGGCUAGCAUCAAACAACUUCGGGAAACCCAGAGCACUCCCCAGAGUGCACCUCAAGUGAGAAGACCCCUGCACCCAGCCUUGAACCAGCCAGGAAGUCUCCAGCCCUUGUCAUUCCAGAACCCUGUCUAUCACCUCAACAACCCAGUUCCAGCAAUGCCAAAGGCCUCUGUAGAUUCUAGUUUGGAGAACCUAAGCACUGCCAGUUCUAGAAGCCAAAGCAAUAGUGAAGACUUCAAACUCAGUGGACCCAGCAAUAGCAGCAUGGAAGAUUUCACCAAAAGAAGCACGCACAGUGAAGACUUCUCUAGGCGGCACACUGUACCAGACAGACACAUACCUCUUGCUCUGCCACGACAAAACAGUACUGGGCAGUCCCAAAUCCGAAAAAUGGACCAGGCUGGGUUAGGUGCCCGAGCCAAAGCACCCCCAUCCCUGCCACACAGUGCUUCCUUACGCAGCACAGGGAGCAUGUCAGUGGCGUCUGCAGCCCUAGUGGCUGAACCUGUGCAGAAUGGGAGCCGAUCCAGACAGCAGUCCUCUUCCUCCAGAGAGAGCCCUGUUCCCAAAGUGAGAGCAAUCCAGAGACAACAGACACAGCAGGUUCAGUCACCUGUGGAUUCUGCCACAAUGUCUCCAGUAGAAAGGACAGCAGCUUGGGUUCUGAACAAUGGGCAGUAUGAAGAGGAUGUGGAAGAAACUGAACAAAAUCAAGAUGAAGCCAAGCAUGCUGAGAAGUAUGAACAGGAAAUCAGCAAACUGAAGGAGCGCCUACGAGUGUCCAGCCGGCGGCUGGAGGAGUACGAGCGCCGGCUUCUGGUGCAGGAGCAGCAGAUGCAGAAGCUGCUGCUGGAGUACAAGGCCCGGCUGGAGGACAGUGAGGAGCGGCUGCGCAGACAGCAGGAGGAGAAGGACAGCCAGAUGAAAAGCAUCAUCAGCAGGCUAAUGGCUGUGGAAGAGGAAUUAAAAAAGGAUCAUGCUGAGAUGCAAGCAGUUAUUGAUGCAAAGCAGAAAAUAAUUGAUGCACAGGUCAUAAAUGGAAGUGAGAUUAUUCAAACAGGAAAAGCGGAUCGUGUCCCUGGAUUCAGCCAACACAAGACUGAUGAGCGCACUGACUCAAGUGAAGGAGCGGUACAGCAUGCAGGUCCGCAAUGGCAUCUCUCCCACCAACCCCACCAAGCUUUCCAUCACGGAGAAUGGUGAAUUCAAGAACAGCAGCUGCUGAUGGCCUUUGUGAAUACAGACUGUGGGAGGAGACAGAAGGAAGCUGCCCAGCUCUCCUAUCCUGGACCGUUUACCCUCCAGGUUUACAGAAUGUUGCUUCAAAUAGCCGUGUGUUGAGAAACUCUUAAUGAAGAAAGGAACCUUGUCUUUCAGGGCAUAAAGCAAAGACUCCCAAUGUCAAUGCUUUCUCCAGUGUCUCUAUGUACAUAGGGAACUUAGUUCUGGGUCAUGUACAAAAAUAUCACUGUAAUAUACCAAAAGGAAGUUAAUAAUGUAGAUUACCUUUUUAAUUAUUACUAUUUUAUUAUUGUUUUUCUCUCGUUGAAAGCACUGCAGUUUUUAGUGGAGGAAAAGUAGGAGCCGAGUGCGAGUGAGAAAUGAGCCUGCCAGUUCAGUAGGGAGACUCUGGGUACUGGAUAGGAGGAGCACAUGGAGUGCAAUAGGACCUUGUCAGAAUGGUUUUUUCAGGGAUUCAUCUGCCAGUUUAAAAGCCCCACCCUAGUCCCUUACCAUUAGGAAAACACGCAAUACCAAGACCCAUACAAAACAGUAAUUUAUGCCUCUGGUCAACCAGGAUGAUUCUGAUCAGAUGGUUCUUAUCUGAUCAGGAUUUGACAGAACUCUACAUAUCUGUGUCUCUCUACCAUCUUCAUUUUCCUUGGGCACUGCCCUUGCCUCCCGUGCUGGGAAUGGUCAGCACCAGCAGGCUUUACUCUUCACUGAGAGGUUAUUCAAGUGUGCCAUUCAUGAACCAUCUGAAUAAAUACCCUUUCUUCCACACAAAAAGGGCUAAUUACAGCAGAGCAGGAAUCUCUGACUAUUUCCCACUCAGAUUUUCCUUCCUAUUUGUCAGUUGUGUUUCUACUUAAGCUAAAGAUUGUAUCCACCAUACUAGCAAAUCUGUGGGCAGGGCUAUUUCAUCACCACUUCUAACUUCUAAAUUGCUGCUUCUUUCUGUUUAUCCCUUCCCAUAAAAUUUGGGAAGGAAAUCUAAAACUGAAGCAUGUCUUUCUUUUUUAAAUGCUGAUUAAUCUUGGUACAGAGAACCAGAAUGUGAGGAUAGCACAUUCCAGUUGUUAUUCCACACUUGUGGUAGACUCAGCAAGAAUGACCCAGCUUAUCAUUAAUGGCUUUAACACAGGACAGAAAAUCCAUGUUUUUCUCCAGAAUGUGACAUGUCAUCUGGAAUGCAGGCUUAAUUACCAGAGGCUGAGAAAGGUAGCUGCAGGUUAAACAAAUAUUAUAUAUAAAUAUAUAUAUAUAUACAUAUAUUCACACAUAUGUACAUAUAAUGUGCACAUCAAAAAUGUUCAUACCUUCUAUGCUGUCAGAUAUACAGAGAUAAUGUUUAAAAAGAGUCCUGAAUCUCUUUAAGCAAGAUCUACACCAUUUUACGUUGAAAAAAAAAAGAACAGCAUUUCUCAAAUAAGUUAAUGUUUUGUUUUGUUUUUAAGUUAUAUACUUUUUUUAAGUAAAGGAUGCGGAGGAAGACAUAACAGAGCCAUAUGCAUGGAGUAUGUGUUUCUACAUAGUAGAAUAUUUAUAAGAAAACAAGAGAACAUGGGUAGUACCCUCUUUGUUUGAAGCCCAGGCAUCCAUCCCAAGCCCUCCUUUCCACCAAGUCCCAGGCAUGUAUUCCAAGUCUCACUUGCCCCUUAGGUUGACCUUUAUGUCUGACCUUGCAUUUCAGCAACCUCACCAGAGCCCUCAACCAACAACCUUUGGAAAGGGUUUCUUCAUAAUAACCUUUUUUGUAUCAGACAAAUAUCUCACUGUGCUUGGAGCUGCAGGCCUCCAUGGCCACUUGAGUGUUUUCUUGACCCUUAACGGCUAUUUUACCAGGUCUUAUCUCCUCUCCAAGCUGAGGCCACAUUGUAUUAAAAUUACUUCAUAAGAGAAAAGUUAUUUGAUUCUGCAGUAAUGGCCUGUAUUGAGUGAAGAGGGAAUGUAACCAUAGAUCUUUUCUUGUUUGUAGCUUAGCAAUGUUUCCUUCAUUCUUGAAAACCCUUCAGUAGUGCCACAGAGAAGCUAGGCAAUUCUUAGUCUCAGUGGCCUGAAGUAUAUGAUGUGGUAACAUCUUGCUUGAGGUUGAAAAGGUAUUGAGAUGCUGGUUAUAGAUUACAGAGAGUUGGUCAAAUAAGUGUAGUGAUGCAUGCAGUGUAACUGUUAACACUCUGGUAUCUCUGAGUGCCUGUCUGCACUGCAAGAUUGAAUUUCAAAACAUUUGGACAUAGGAUGAGGCCCUCUAGCCAUCGUGUUACCAUGAAUGAAGAGAAAAAAGGAAAUAACAGAAAUAGUAAGAGGAUUAGAGGUCAGAAGUUCAGCAUUAUUCCCAGGUAUUAAAUCUCAGAUUAUUCCUGGAGCCUACUCAUCUUUUUAGCCCAUCAGAAAUACUAUUCUGAGCUGGAGUAUAGCUCAGUUGGCAUAGUGCCCAGCCUAGCAUGCCAGAGACCCUGGGUUCAAAUCCCAGCACCACAUGAACUGGGAUAGUGGCACACAGGCCUGCAGUCUCAGCACUCCAGGGAGGGGAGCAGGAGGAGCAGGAGCUCAAGGUCAUCUGCUGCUGCACAAGUAUCCUGGCCAACCUGAGUUAAGACCCUGUCUCAAAAUGCUUUAAAAAAAAUACUUUUUUAAAUAUU